AUGAUUGCUAUUCAAGGCCAAAGUCAGUCCACAAGAGCAUCUGAACAACAAUUGGCGAAUCAGUUUUCUAAGGAAGGUUGGAUCUGUAAUCGUGGAGUUGCUGGGAAUAAAAAAUCGUUUGAUGUAAGCCAGUCAUUUGUGCACUGCUUUUGUCCACCAAGUUAUUACGGAAAUCGGUGCGAAUUCAUGAGUGAUCGACUAACUGUGUUCAUUAGCUUUAAAAAUCAGACCAAUGGUUCAUCAACAGGUGUCAUCAAAAUAUUAGCUCUACUCGUUGUUCUGAUCAAUCAUACAUCAACAGUUCUCGAUCGUCAUGAAGUUCAUUUUACAUCAACACUUGAUAAUUAUAAAGAAAAACAGAAAUUCUAUUUUAUCUAUCCUCGACCUCAUCAAUUACGAUCAAAUACACAUAAUUAUACAGUUCGCUUUGAAGCAUAUCAAUUGCAUGAAAAUGAGAGCAUUGAAUUUCUAGCUGUUUGGAUCUAUCCAGUUUCAUUUAAUUUUUUACCAUCACAACGUCUUGCUAAAGUGUUAAAAUAUACUCAACAAUCACAACUGGCACUAAAUCAUACGUGCUUUACAAGAUACAAUCCAUGCUUGAAUGAAGGCAGGUGUCAUCCGAUUAUGAAUAAGUUGAACGAAAUUCAUUCAUAUUGGUGUGAAUGUGGAAAUAAUUCGUAUGGUUCUCAUUGUGAAUUCAAAGAUCAAUCCUGUUUUAUCAGUUCAACUAAAUUCAACUAUUGUUCUCCUACGUCUUUAUGUCGCCCGCAAUAUGAUCAUUAUGGACAGAAGCCACUGUGUAUAUGUUCAAUGAAUUCAUAUGGUUCACGUUGUUUUAUGGAUCGACAAUGUCAGAUGAAAAUCGGCCAAAAUUCAUGUCAAAAUGGUGCAAUAUGCUUCACCAAAUAUCAACAUUAUAAUUUGAUUGAUGCUUACAUCUGCCAAUGCCCAAAGUCUUAUUUCGGUCCGACUUGUCAACAUCGUUCAGGUGCAAUCGAAAUUAGCUAUGAUAAUGAAAAUCAGUCAGUUACUUUAUCUGGCGACCAAAUUAGUGCAACGGUAAUACAGCUAUUCGAUAUUAGUGAUCGUGAAGAAUUGAAUUUAAAAAAACAAGUCCUUUACAAAGAUAGUUUACCAUCGCGUUUAUUAAUUACUUCUGAGAGUGUGAUUCAUCCAGUGUUUGGUUUAAUUAACUUAUAUACCAAUCAAUCAACCAUUCAGUAUCAUCUAUUAUAUACUAGUUCAACUGCAGGAUCAUCAUUGAAUCUGACUCUCAGAUUUACGAAAAAGAAUUAUUGUCCACAUUCACAUGACAUCUUCAAUUUACGUAAUGAAACAUAUAAAAUUCGAAACGUUGUCGCCAAGUAUCACACAUUAUGCGACAAUACUACGUCUAAAAGUUCACCAUUAUUAUGUUUUGUUGAUGAUGAUUAUUUCUGUCUAUGUGAUAUAAACAAUACUGCUCAGUGUUUUCUUUACAAUAAAAAAUUCGAUCAAUGUAAACAAUGUUUGGCACAAGGACAAUGCAUUAAAGGUGAUAUAGAUACACCAAGUGAUUAUUUAUGUUUAUGUCCUCGAUGCCAUUUCGGUUCAAAAUGUCAACAUAAUACAAAGUUGUUCAGUUUCAAUUUGGACUCUCUUAUUAGUCCUGAUUUGUUGUCAUCAUCACUCGUCAAACAAAAACUAUCUUUAAGAAAAUGGUGUGUAACACAACUGAGUCGGCCUCUUCAAAUCUAUAAUCAAACAAAUACAAUGAUUCAUUAUUUAACUCCUUUUCUGGUGAAUCUCAUUUGUACAAUCGUACUUUUGAUUCUUAUUGCUCGUAGUCGUGCAAAUGUAGAUAAAAAUAAAUCUCGCUGGAAAAUAUUUCAGGAACAAUUCAAGAAAAAGAAGGAUAUGUUCAUUCCAUCAAUGAUACACAUUAUUAGUGCUUUACCUCAUCUCAUUAUUUCUUUUUCACUGGCCUGUAGUGAUCUUGAUACAAAAUGGCAACGCUAUAUGCUUAUCAUAUCGUAUUUUGCUGCUUACGUACCACAAUGUUUAAGCUUUCAUCUUUAUGUUCAACCGUCACAACUCUUUCUACGAGAAUUUCAUGCGACUAAGAUGUGGAAGACACUGGCACGAUCACGAAACACAGUAAAUUGA
Molecule: messenger RNA, 2145 nt
Organism: Rotaria socialis
Lineage: Eukaryota; Metazoa; Rotifera; Eurotatoria; Philodinida; Philodinidae
Source: the annotation of a GenBank genome assembly